AUUUAUGGAGUAGUUUGUUGGUUAGGGUUUGGGUGAAAACCCAACCAUGAUUGAAUUGGGCAUUUGAGUUUGGAUUUAGAGAUUUGCGUGAUUAAAUUAUUGCUUGUUUAGCUCUUCUAAUCUAUGUUGCAUUCUCUUUGAUCACUUGAAUAUCGUAUUAGAUGGAGUUGAUUGAUUUAGGUUGGCAUGAGAGUGUGACCUAUUGAUUUCUAUUAUUGACUUGGGUUACUUUGAACCUCGGGAUAUGUUAGUAAUGGAUGAGAGUCCUUAUUUGAUGUCUUUGAGGAUUUCUCCGCCUAUGAGAGUAGGAUGGGAGUUGUGUGUUGGGUCAAUAGCUAAUUCAAGUAGUGUUCAUGUAUUAUCUCUAUGUUUGAUAUUCUUAUGCCUAUUUCAUGAUUAGUUGGUGUUUAAUCCCAUCUCCUAACUUUAGUUAUCUUUGAUAUUUAGCUUUUUCGUAGUUCUUAGUUGGUUAUUGACAAUUUCCUACUUGAUUCCGGCCUAGCUUAUUGUUUUAUCAAUACAUUUUGGUGUUCCUUAGUCCCUGUGAAUUUCGACCCUUACUUAUCACUUUACCUAGUUUAGUGAUUUAGUUAGGUUUUGUUUGACCUUAGGAGAUUAGUAACGACGUAGUUUUCCUAUGUCAAAAUGGCGCCGUUGCCGGGGACUUCGGCUAACAUUGAUUUGUGUUGAUUAGAUGAGUCUAGGCUAUUUGUGAAUAUUUCUCUUUUAUUUGUUCUAUUUGAUUUCAUUUUCUUUUCAUAAAAAAAUUUCGAAAAAUGGCAAUCUUUUCCCUUCCCCAAUAUGAAUAUGAAGUAUUUUGGAGGUACUAGGCUUGGAGAUUCUCUUGGUUGUGACCAUAGUUUUGAAAAAUGGGAAAUAUGUGAUAUGAUGUUUGAGGGUCUAAAUGAAGAAACUAGAAAGGUGGUAGAGUCUAUGUCUAAUGGUGAUUUCCAUGCUCAAUCUUUGGAUGAAGCUUGGAGUCUAUUUGAAUGGUUGGCUAGAGAUACAUAUGAAUGGGAAAUGUCAAUGCAUGCUAAUCAAAAUCUUGAAAAUUUCUCUAGUUAUGAACUCGAGACUUGUAUUUCUACCCCAUCUUCCUUUCAUUUGGAUGAAUUUGCUAAUGUUGCUCAUGCAUCUUAUCAAAUGUCUUCAAGCCCUUGCAUGAAUUCAUAUGAUCAAUCCUAUGCUCCCAAUGAUGAAUCUCAUAUGCUUGAUCAUGAACCUAUUCCCCCAACUAUUGUUGACCCCCUUUUGCAAUUAGAAAUUGAUUUGAAAUUGCUUAGGGAAAAAUUGGGUUGCAAUAAUGACAUUCUUGAGUUUAAUGAUGUUGAUUCGAGGAAUGUUAGAAAUGAAAAUCAAUUGGGAAAGAGUAGCAUAGAGCUUGAAGAUGAUUUUGAAGUUUUGAUGAAUAAUGGAGAUAUUCUUGAGGAUGACUCAUUAAUGGAAGAAGUUUUCCCUCUUAAGUCUUGUGAUGUGAGUGAAGUGGUUUGUGAAAACCUUGUUUCUAUCCCUUCCCCUCAUAUUCCAUUUGCAAGAAGGAUUGACAUUAUUCCCUCUAGUCCCAUUUUAUAUCCAUUCACAUGUAUCAAAACUCCAAAUCUAGAUGAGCUUCUUGCCUCUUUUGACCUUCAAGUGCCCAAUCCAUUCAUUAUUGAGGAAAAGAGUGAGCUUGCCACCAAAAAAGAUUUUCACUAGUAGAAUAAAUGCUAUUUGCUGCGGUUAAAAAGUGCCAUAUUGCUGCGGUUUUGGGCGCGCAACAAUUAAGAGGGCAGCAAUAGGUAUUAAUAAUAUUGCUGCGGUUUAAAACCGCAGCAAUAUCUACAAAUAUUGCUGCGGUUUUUAGGCCAAACCGCAGCAAUAUUUUUAUGUAUUACAUAUUUAAUAGAGAGUAUUGCUGCGGUUUUGGGCCAAAACCGCAGCAAUAUGUCAAACUAUUGCUGCGGUUUUAGGCCCAAAAUCGCAACAAUAUGUCAAACUAUUGCUGCGGUUUUGGGCCCAAAACCGCAGCAAUGUGUCUUGGUAACCAAAAUUUUUUUUUUUUUUAUUUUGGAAUCAUAUUUGAAAAAUAAAAAUCCGGCAACAAAUAAAUCCACUAUCCACAAAAUUUGCAUAUGAAUUGAAAAUGAAAUGACAUAUGAAUAUUAUUAAUAUAUAACGAUAAAAAAAACUAGUUACAUAAAUAAUACGAUAAAUUAAAAAGUAAAAUGAAAAAAAAAACACUUACAACUAAAACUGAAAAAUUGACAAACUGUACAUAAUAACAGUAGAAAUUCGAAAACAACGAACACAACCAACAAAUUGGAGGAACACAACCAACGGCGACCCAAAACGAGUACUUGAAUCUGGCGAACUGCUGAGCAACGAACGAAAACCGAACCCUAUGAAUCUGGCGACGGCGACCUUAUGAAUCUGGCGAGCAAAUAGCAAUGAACGGUCGACCUUGCGAAUCUUAUGAAAUCAAAUAGCAAAUAGCAAUCUGGCGACCUUAUGAACGAAAAUCGAACGAAAACCAAAUGAAAACCGAACAAAAACAAUGAACGGUCGACCUCGUUGAAAGACCUUGCGAGUUUCGCGAGGGACUUGCGAAUUCGUCGAAAUCAACAUCGACCUCGUCGAAAUCAUCAUCGACCUCGUCGAAAGACCUUGCGAUUUUGGCGAGGGACUUUUCGAAAUCAACGUCGACCUUGCGAGUUUUGCGAUUUCGAAAGACGACGUUGAGUUCGAAGGACGUCCGGCGUGACUGAGAUGGAUAGAGGAGAGAGAGAAGAUGAGGGGGAGAAGAGAGAGAAGAUGAGAGGAGGCGUUACUGAGAGGGUUAGAGGAGAGAGGGAAGAUGAGGAGAGAAGUGAGAGAAGAUGAGAGGAGGCGUGAAAAAGAUGGGAGGAAGAGAGGGGGAAAUCCUACUUGGGUCGUUAUAUUAUAAUUUUAAAAAGAUAUUGCUGCGGUUUUUUUUUAAGAACCGCAGCAAUAGUAUAAAAUAAUAUUUUUUAAUAUUAUUUUAAUAUAUUGAUGCGGUUCUUCCUAGAAACCGCAGCAAUAUAUUUGGUCAAAUAGUCAAAAAGUUUCAAAAAAAUUCCGUUGAAAAUAUAUUGCUGCGGUUUUCGGCCGAAACCGCAGCAAUAUGGUUAUUUUUUGUUUUUUCUUUUCUUUUUACGUGAUAUAUUGCUGCGUAUGGAUGAAACCGCAGCAAUACCACCGCAGCAAAUAACAUUUAUUCUACUAGUGUUUGUUGAGGAGAGUUUGCCAUUUUAUUCUUAUUUUGAUUCUUCUCUUUCUUACUUCUUUGUUUUUCCUUUUAAUCCUUCUUCUUUUUGGCAUCCCUCUCCUUAUUUGCAUGGAGUUGCAUUGCACUUUAUGCAUAUUUUGCAUUUUAUCAUUGCAUACUUAAUAAAAUUGAAAUGUGUGCUAGUGCAUAUGACAAACUCUUGCGAUCUUUGAAUUGCUAUUUACUAGAAAGGUCAAGCUUAGGACCUUAAAUAAGCCUUUCUCGGGAAGUAACCCGUGGUUUAUUGCUUUCAUUUUCUUUCUUUUAGUCUUUCUUAAUUUUAUUAUUUUUCUAUCCUUUUUUUAUUUAGGUACAUAAUUGGAAUAACAUCAUUCUCGAUAGCACGUGGAAAGCAAAUCAUGGUGUUGAAAAGUUGAUUAUAAGUGGGGAAAUUGGGUCAUUUGCGGGUAUUACACCCACAUACUAUCCGGUCCAAUUGAAAUAUACUUUUAAUUUCAUAUAUAAAAGCCAAAGGAAUGCACAAAUGUGGAGUAAAUCAUGAAUGAUAAAGGGAAGGAGGCAAAUGAAAGUUGAAGAAGCAAGAUUCACAAGAUGGUCCACUUUGAACGACCAUAUCUUCCAUAAUACAAAUCAUUUUUUAGUGAUUCAAAUUGGAGAGUAAAAUUUGGCUCGUUAUCUUUCCAACGAUAGGUCACAUGCUUGAUUUACAUUAAAAACGAGAAAGUUAUGGUCAUUUGAAGUUGAGCUGUUUGUGCAGUUUUCUUAGGAGCGCCCGCUCCCUUUUCAAAGGAGCGCCCGCUCCUUGCUUUUGGAGCUCCCGCCCCCGGGUCCCUCUCUGGUCGCUCCAACUUUCUGUUUUGCCCAGUUACCAUAGGAGCGCCCGCUCCUAUUUAUAAAGGAGCGCCCGCUCCUUUCAAAUUUCCGGACAGCUCUGGUUUUUUUCGCGACUCUUUAAUGAUGUAAUAAUUGGACCUAUAAAUAGGAAUCAUCCCUAUUCAUGAAGGGGGCCCUAAUUUUGAAGGGGGAUUAGCCUCCAUUAGUCUUAGAUUAGGAUUUUAAGUGAGAGAAAUCUCAAAACCUACAGAUAAAAAAGGGAGAAAACUCAAAGAGAGGUUGAAGAUUGUAGAUUCAAGGGUGACACUUGUAUUGGAACUUUCAACCAUUCAUCAAUGAGCAUUUCUUACUCUA
Molecule: messenger RNA, 4414 nt
Organism: Beta vulgaris subsp. vulgaris (sugar beet)
Lineage: Eukaryota; Viridiplantae; Streptophyta; Magnoliopsida; Caryophyllales; Amaranthaceae
Exons: 2
Coding region: 802-1695 (297 amino acids)
Source: RefSeq, a predicted model, not a curated record